Eubalaena glacialis (North Atlantic right whale) is the source of this 1910-nucleotide messenger RNA. It is a transcript of the gene RGMB, whose product is annotated as repulsive guidance molecule BMP co-receptor b. The record is from RefSeq and is a predicted model, not a curated record. Gene Ontology annotation, cellular component: plasma membrane. The coding region runs from base 407 to 1732 and encodes 441 amino acids. Gene Ontology annotation, molecular function: coreceptor activity. Gene Ontology annotation, biological process: BMP signaling pathway. The transcript has 3 exons. NCBI's taxonomy places the organism in Eukaryota, Metazoa, Chordata, Mammalia, Artiodactyla, Balaenidae.
GCGGGCGCUGGCAGGAGCUGGGUGCUCCUCCUGUUCGUCCGCACCCGCGCUCCACGCCCGGUGAGCCCACGCUGGCCGCGGCCAGGGCGCCCGCGCGCUGCAGGCCGGGCCUCGCACUCGCUCACGGUCUUUGUGUCUUCUCUCCCGCCCCUUCUCCCUCCGCCCGCCGCCGUCUCCGGCCGCCACGAUGCCACUGCGCCCUGUUGCCGCCGCCGCCAACUCGCUCCGCCCGCGGCGCACUGCUCGCUGCGGCGGUGGCGGCGGCUCGUGUCCGACGCGGGCCUGAAGGAGGAAGAAGAGGAAGCGAGGCGCGUCCUCCAGCCCAUGCCGCAGCCACGGCCCGGGACCCGCCACGGCGCCCGCGCCGCCGCCCUCGCCGGAGCCCACGAGACCUGCAUGGACGGGCAUGGGCUUGAGAGCAGCAUCUUCCUGCGCCGCCGCCGCCGCCCUCGCCGCUGCCGCCGGGGCUGAGCAGCGCCCCCGCCCCCGGCUCUGCCCGCCGCCCCUGGGGCUGCUGCUUCUGUUGCUGCUCAGCCUCGGGCUGCUUCACGCAGGUGACUGCCAACAGCCAGCCCAAUGUCGAAUCCAGAAAUGUACCACGGACUUUGUGUCCCUGACUUCACACCUGAACUCUGCCAUUGAUGGCUUUGACUCUGAGUUUUGCAAGGCUCUGCGUGCCUAUGCCGGCUGUACCCAGCGAACUUCAAAAGCCUGCCGUGGUAACCUAGUAUACCAUUCUGCUGUGUUGGGUAUCAGUGACCUCAUGAGCCAGAGGAACUGUUCUAAGGACGGACCCACAUCCUCCACAAACCCUGAAGUGACCCAUGACCCUUGUAACUAUCAUAGCCACACGGGAGCCAGAGAACACAGGGGAGGGGACCAGAACCCUCCCAAUUACCUUUUUUGUGGCUUGUUCGGAGAUCCUCACCUUAGAACUUUCAAGGAUCACUUCCAGACAUGCAAAGUGGAAGGGGCCUGGCCACUCAUAGAUAAUAAUUAUCUUUCAGUUCAAGUGACGAAUGUGCCCGUGGUCCCUGGAUCCAGUGCUACUGCUACAGAUAAGAUCACCAUCAUCUUCAAAGCCCACCGCGAGUGUACAGAUCAGAAAGUAUACCAAGCUGUGACAGAUGACCUGCCAGCUGCCUUUGUGGAUGGCAGCACCAGCGGAGGGGACGGCGACACCAAGAGCCUGCGUAUCGUGGAGAGGGAGAGCGGCCGCUACGUGGAGAUGCACGCUCGCUACAUAGGGACCACGGUGUUCGUGCGGCAGCUGGGUCGCUACCUGACCCUCGCCGUCCGCAUGCCUGAAGACCUGGCCAUGUCCUACGAGGAGAGCCAGGACCUGCAGCUGUGUGUGAACGGCUGCCCCCUGAGCGAGCGCAUUGAUGACGGGCAGGGCCAGGUGUCUCCCAUCCUGGGGCACAGCCUGCCUCACACGUCCUCGGCCCAGGCCUGGCCUGGCUACACACUGGAGACUGCUAACGCUCAAUGCCACGAGAAGAUGCCAAUGAAGGACAUCUAUUUCCAGUCCUGUGUCUUUGACCUGCUCACCACGGGGGAUGCCAACUUCACCGCCGCAGCCCACAGUGCCUUGGAAGACGUGGCGGCACUGCACCCCAGGAAGGAACGCUGGCACAUUUUCCCAAGCAGUGGCCGCGGGACUCCCCGUGGAGACAGCCAUUUGUCUGUCAGUCUAGGCCUCGCGUGCUCCAUCCUUAUCGUGUUUUUGUAGGGGUUGUCUUUUGUUUUGUUUCUGUUUUUGUCUAUAACAAAAUUUUAAAAUAUAUAUUGUCAUAAUAUAUUGAGUAAAAGAGUAUAUAUGUAUAUACCAUGUAUAUGACAGGAUGUUUGUCCUGGGACACCCACCUGAUUGUACAUAUUGUGUUUGACUGUUUUCACGUCUGUUGGAU